AUGAAUGCAGCCAUGGACGAUCUCAAAAAUCUAGACAACAGCAUGGCCCCCUUUUUGUGUGCCAAUGAGAAGCAGGAUCCUUACGUUUUUGUUGCUGACAAGUUAGCAGGCGCACCUGAGAUGCAGGCCGUGAUCCAGGCCGUGAAUCUGUUUCAUUACGACCUGCGACAGAGCGUCAUUGUCUUGACGCAUCCGGGCUUUACACGCAAGGUCAUCCGACUCACCGACCUGCAAAAGAGCACAUGCUUUCGCCGUGCCGUGUUCCCAGCCUAUGGCUACCAGAGUCCAUUUUUGCAAACCCUCUCGGGCUGUUCGGGCGAGGCCAAGGAUCUAUGCGAAGGCUAUCGCAACAAAAUCCCGGAGCGCGCCCACGCGCCAGCCUGCCCUGCCUAA
Molecule: messenger RNA, 393 nt
Organism: Monosiga brevicollis MX1
Lineage: Eukaryota; Choanoflagellata; Craspedida; Salpingoecidae
Exons: 6
Coding region: 1-393 (130 amino acids)
Source: RefSeq, a predicted model, not a curated record